This is a messenger RNA of Bemisia tabaci, 4292 nucleotides long. RefSeq lists its product as uncharacterized. The record is from RefSeq and is a predicted model, not a curated record. Lineage: Eukaryota; Metazoa; Arthropoda; Insecta; Hemiptera; Aleyrodidae.
GAACACGAGCAUAAUGGCGUUCUUGUUUACUAGUAAACCGGCGAGUUUAGUGAAAUGUCGCUUUUUUUGUCAUUUUUAAGUUUUAGGAUUUAGAUUCUAAGUCCGAGAGUGUGGUCGAGCGCAACCUGUGAACUUUAAAAAGGUUUCUUUCAUUAUUCACUUGCCGUAGAAGAACGUUUUCCCAUAUUUCUGGGAGCGCAACACAGUCUGACCCUUAAGCUAAGCUACUUACUUAAUUUAUUUUAGAAGAUGGAUAACCGACCUGGAAUUCGACCAAGGAUGGACGAUAGAGGGGCCAAACGCCCGUGGAGAGAUUCCCAAGGAGACGGAGGGGGUAGAGGCAGAGGAGCAGGGUAUGGAGGUCCUCCUCCUUUCCGGUUUAGAGGUGGCCGAGGAGGUAGAGGAGGUGGACGAGGAGGCGGAGAUAUGGGAGGCAAUGACAUGGGUGGAGGUCAUGAUCCCCAAGAUGGUCCCUUUAUGGAACGUGAUGAGUUUUUCAAAGGCAACUCCUUUGGACGAGGUGGACCACCAGACCGAAAAUUUGACAGAGGCCCCCCGGGACACCCUGACCGAGGAAUGCCAGACAGAGGUAUGCCUGACCGUGGAAUGCCAAAUAGAGGAAUGCCAGAUCGAGGAAUGCCGGACCGAGGAAUGCCAGACAGAGAUAUGCCAGAUCGGCCUCCACCUGACAGAGAUUUACCCAAUGAUAGAUUUAGAGCAGACGGUCCUCCACCAGAGUUUGUUAAGCCAGAAGUACCAGCUCUAGGUCAAGAUAGAACUAAUGAUGUCGAAAUUAUUGUUGUGAAUAGACAUCUAACAGAGUAUGCAGAGAUAGUUGAAUCUCACCUGAAGAACCUUGGAAUGUCAGUUGAUCUCCUUUUUCCGAAUGAAGAUGUCCCACUGGGGAGGGUUCUAGCCAACAUCUCAAGUAGAGGAACUCUUUACGCUUGCUUGGUUCUCCCAGCCAAUGCCGAACAUCGUAGUUUAACAGUUAAUAUCCUCCAUGGGCAGCCCCAAGAGCAUCGAAACAUGCCCCUUCAAGAUGCUUUGAAACUAAUUACAAGGGAUUUUGAUUCGUAUCGGCUACAAAAUGAAAAAGGACCUGGAGGAAUCCCUCUUCAAGACCUCACUCCUUCUACUAGCCAGCAUCCAGAACCUAUUCAAAUGUUACUGAAUGCUCUCGCAGCCAACAGACAAGUAACCGUUCUUCAGUUUGACAAAAUCAUCGCUUACCUUCGCGAAAAGAGGGAAGUGCAGUUGAAAUUAGAAGUUGGAGAUACUAAAUUGCCCAGCACCACAGAACCAAAUCCUGCAAAUCCUCAGCAAGCAGAACUGCAACACCGUAUCUUGAACAUACUGAAUCAGUCGGGUGGCUCUGGCAAUCCUGCCGGCAACGGACCUCAACGAGGCCCAUUUAAUGGACCUCCUCAGAAAGGUGGACCUCCCCAACAACAAAACAGACCCGGUGGCCCAGGGGGUCCUCCUGGCUCAAACCCUCCAUUAUUAAAUGAUCCAAAUGUCCAAAAAGCUAUCGAUAACCUUCUUCAAGGAGACCUCAUGAAAAAAAUAGGUCCCAAUUCAAAUCCUCCCUCCCAGCCUCUCUUUGGAGCUUUCGCAAAUAAUUCAGGUGGUGGACCCCCUGGUGGUGGCCGAGGAAGAGGGAGAUUUUAGAUUCUAAGUAUUUGGUUCUAAUUUAGGUCAUGCUAACACCUGACAUGAAAGUUGUGCCACUUGAAAAAGUCCCGUAAAAAUUCUCCUAAAUAUGACCCUUGUACAUUUUAUAAACCAGUUAGGAGUCUCAGAAUGUAGUUUUGCUGGUCAAAUCUUGCAGACUGCAGAAAAUAGAAGUGAUCUGUUCCAAAGCCAAAUUUCUGCAUCAAGAAAAACGCUGUAGAAAAUAUUAUCCGUUAAGCUUUUUGAAGAUAGGUAAAUUCUCGAUGAGGAAGGUUGGCAAUGCAGAGAAUCUCACUAUUUUUUGCUGGUUUGUCUGAUUGAACCAUGGAAACAAGAUUCUACUUCUGGUGCAACCAAUUCAAUUCAUGUGUACAAUAUUCUUAAUUCUUCACCACUCAUUUAAGAUCGUAAGUACCUUACUUUAAAUCUUUUUUUCUUGGAAAGUUAAGAUUUCCUAUUUACUUUCCCUUUCUCUAUAAGCAGCAUUAAACCAUCAUGUUUUUAAAGGGGCAAUCAACAGUUAGUAUGCGUUGCCCUGUCUGUCUACUUUUUCUAUUUUCAUCACCAUUGUAUUCUAAUUUUUUUUUUUUUUGAGUCUCCGUCAAGUCAGCAAGCUUUGUGUAUUUAUGAAUGGUUUUACUCAAGAUGAUGAUGAAUAUGUUUGUAUCAUUAGUGCAAGUAAUUGUUACAGUUUUGUUUUUUGUUUAUUUAUUCAAUGGUCUGGAAAUUAUUCUGUCAUGACAACCAUCAGCGAAAGCGUUUUGCGAAACAAUUGCUUACUCUGUGAAAUUCUCGUAAGCCUGAAUCAAACUUUUUUGUAUUCUGACAAAGCCUUAUUCUGCUAAAGCUACAAACACAGUAACAAAAGAAAUACCUCAUUAGUAAGAACUUUCAAACAACAAUUUUUAUCAGUGUAAAAUGGAGAUAGCCUCUAGUAUUGAGAUCAGUUCAGGAGAAACCAUUAAUUUAGAGAGUAACAGGAAGGAAAGCUUGUAUUUUGUACGCUCAAAAUAUAUUUUUAAAAGUCAAAUUAUAAAAAUAUUGAACAACAUUACAAUCUUUAAGACAAUUUCUCUGUAAUGCUAUUUCUACUAAACUGAAAUGUAAAUAGACUGGCCACAUUUCAUGGAAAUGUUUGGUUUUAUAUUUUGGACAGGAAAACAAGUAGGGAAAGAGCAAACAGGAGCAGAAUGUGGAAGUAAAGAAAGUGCUCAAUUUCUCUUUUUUAUAAACAAAUAAAAUUAAUUACAUACGACCCUAGACCAAUAAAAUUGAAUGACAGUUGAAUUGUACCUUGGCGGAAAUUUAUCGCACUUCAUUUUUGGAGUCAAACUAAUUUAUUCAACCUAUUAAUUCACCUUGAGUUUUAAAGGCAUUGCACUCGUAUUUUACUUUUUGGACUCUUUUUAAAAAAAAAUAAAAAAUAAAAUAAAUAAUUAAUUAAUAAAAUUACUGUUGUACCUAUUCAAAUGCCAUAACUUUUUGUUGUCUAGUUUCCUGAGAAAUGUCAUCUGAAUUUAUGAUUAUAACUGAAAAACGUUUUGAUGCGAUCUUUCGUCUUCUAUGGUAGAGUCUUACCUUUUCAAAUGAAUUUGAUCCAGAGAUUUUGCUUUCUUUAAAAAACUGACUCGUGUCAAAUCUGCAAUCAUACAAUUUUGUAGUUGUCUUAAGCCCGUAUGAGACUAUCAAAGUAGAGGCUUCAAAGAGGUUCAUCAAUACCUUCCCGGACACUCUCAUUGGCCAGCGGUUUAAGUUGGGGCAAUCGAUGAGUCUCUUUGAAGCCUCUACUUUGAUCGUCUGAUAUGGGCUUCAUUCAAGAGUAUAUUGAAACGUUUUCAGCUAUCAUUUCCGAAUCAUCAAUAUUCCUGUCCUGAAGCCUUUAAGAUUAUGAAUAGUGUUAGUCUUGUGAGUACUGAUUCCAGUGCAUGACACCUUUUGAUCUUACUUAAUAUUUGCAGAGGUAACUGAAAAAUGAUCAUGGAAUAGCUGGCUUUCAUAUAUUGCCUGUCCAAAAAAUUUCUGUAGUUAAUUAAUUAAUGAUUUUUUAUUCACAACCAGGUAAGUUUCUCUGUAGUUUGCUGUUAUUGAUAAAAUCAUCAGCUCUCUUCUGCCGUGCUAAGGAAAAACGCCUUAUGUACUUUCGAGAGUUGCCAACUUUCCCUGGAUAAAACGUGUAUUUUUUAAAGAGGUUAUGCAUAUUUUUUCUCAAAAUUUUCUAUAAUUUAUAAAAUUUUGAUAUAUUUUGUAUUAAAUUGUGAACCAAACUGUCGGAUAAAUUGGAAGAAAAUACUAACAACUUUUUUUUAAUAAAUUCGUAUUUGUCAAAAGAAAUGUGGCUACACCUGAAGGUUCCUAAAGCGUUUUUCCUUAGCACGGCAGUAUUAUCUAUUGUAUAUUUUUCAGAGUGAACAAAAAUCAUUGUGUAAAUAUUGAGUGAGAUGAGAGUCUGUUUAACCGGAAUGAGAUGCUCUUUUUAGUUGUUUACAUUUAGAAUUUUUGUAUUGUAUUUCCUCGUAUUUUUGCUGUGAGACAUUUUCUCAUAAUUUUGGGGAGUUCAGUGUCCAGGUUUUGUAGAAAUGGCAUCAUUCAAGUAACAGAAUAAAAUCUCUUUCUUCACA